UUCUAAACAUGGGUCAAGAGUAUCUAUAAAAACACUAGACCUGGCCAUUAAGAGUUAGUGUCAUUCCGUGUAUUGCUUGCAGAAAUACUUAAACUACAAAAUGUUGAAAUAUCUGGGAUUAUUAGUUUUGAAAUUUGUAGCAAUUUUUUCUGCUCCCUAUACUGGGGUAAUAUCGUCGAAUUUGAAUCCAGGAACGACCGGUUGCCCUGCAGGAUCGGUUUGUGUUAGUUUCCAUUUAUGCAGAGAUGAUACAGUUCUUAAGGACGGCUCCGGCUUACUGGAGUCUCGAGUGGACUAUGACGAUGGUGCCGCCGAAUGCAUAAACUUCCUGGAGAUAUGCUGCAGACUUUAUGACUCCGCACCUAAACAACCUGCCCCAACUAUACCCAGCACUGAAGUUAAAAGCGAACCAAAGAAAUUAUACGAGACUUGUGGAACCGGAAUUGUGGACGAGAUCAGCCUCAAAAUCACAGCAGACAGAGAUAGUGAAACAACAUUUGGUGAAUUCCCAUGGAUGGUGGCUAUUGUGGCGGAACAAAUGAUCGAAAAACGAAUGGAGCUCAAUAUUUAUCAAUGCGGCGGUUCACUUAUCCAUCCAGAAGUUGUUUUGACUGCAGCCCAUUGUGUUUUCGAUAAAAGUUCAACGAUUUUGAAAGUGCGAGCCGGUGAGUGGGAUACUCAGAGCAAUGAAGAGCCUUUUCCGCAUCAAGAUCGAUUCGUAUCAUUGAUUGUAAUCAAUGAGGGGUUCAACAAGGACACGCUGUUCAACGAUAUAGCCCUUCUGAUAAUGGCGUCACCGUUCAAGUUGGCUGAAAACGUUCGAACGGUGUGCCUGCCUCCGCCUACGUAUGCCUUGAGCAGCAAUUUGAAUUGCGUUGCUACUGGUUGGGGUAAGGAUAGAUAUGGGAAAGUCGGAAAGUUCUCUACCGUUUUGAAGAAAGUGGACCUUCCGCUGGUUGCUUCCGAUGUAUGUGAAGCUAAUUUGAGGAGCACUCGACUUGGUCCGUAUUUCGAAUUGCAUGACUCAUUUCUGUGCGCUGGAGGCGAGGCGGGGAAGGAUACGUGCAAAGGAGAUGGUGGAUCGCCUUUAGUUUGUGCGAUGGUGGAGCAGCCCGAACGCUAUUAUCAGGUUGGAGUUGUCGCCUGGGGAAUAGGAUGCGGUGAUGAUAUUCCGGCUGUUUAUGCGAGCACGGUGAAGACACGCGAGUGGAUUGAUGAACAAUUUAGUCGAUACGCGCUUGACAAUAAAUAUUAUUUGAAAUGAAA
Hermetia illucens (black soldier fly) is the source of this 1266-nucleotide messenger RNA. RefSeq names its product phenoloxidase-activating factor 2-like. The record is from RefSeq and is a predicted model, not a curated record. The transcript has a single exon. NCBI's taxonomy places the organism in Eukaryota, Metazoa, Arthropoda, Insecta, Diptera, Stratiomyidae. Gene Ontology annotation, molecular function: serine-type endopeptidase activity. Bases 101 to 1264 code for a protein of 387 amino acids. Gene Ontology annotation, biological process: proteolysis.